This is a messenger RNA of Fundulus heteroclitus (mummichog), 6149 nucleotides long. It is a transcript of the gene carmil1, whose product is annotated as F-actin-uncapping protein LRRC16A. Bases 407 to 4792 code for a protein of 1461 amino acids. Gene Ontology annotation, biological process: cell migration; regulation of Arp2/3 complex-mediated actin nucleation. Lineage: Eukaryota; Metazoa; Chordata; Actinopteri; Cyprinodontiformes; Fundulidae. Gene Ontology annotation, cellular component: lamellipodium; plasma membrane. The record is from RefSeq and is a predicted model, not a curated record. The transcript is spliced from 38 exons. Gene Ontology annotation, molecular function: protein binding.
GGGGAGGGCUCCCUGGAGUUCGCCUGAGUGAAGAAGUGCGUCUGCGUGAUUUGUUUUCGUCUCCACACUUUUUGACGCAAGUCUUACACGAAAAACCAUCUUUCAUGAACGUCUUCACUCCCCCUUUUAAACUUCUCCUCACGCCGCUGCUGCGACGCAAACCUAAGUGGCGCCGUGCGAGUAGCAGCCGUGCAGGGAUGGUAGCGGACAGGAGCGGCUAUUAGGUAAACAGGGGUGGCGACAGGUAACCAGAGAAAACGGGACUCUCUCACGCCGUUCGCUUUCCAGCUGCCUUCGGCUGAAGGUGCGUCUACGGCCGCUUUUCUUCUGGUUUCUCCCCCCUUGCUUGCUUCCGUUGCCCUCACCGCCGGCCUGGAGUUUGGUGUUUACCUCGGCAGAAGAAAUCAUGACGGAGGAGAAAGCAAACGCAUCCAACGAGCUGUUCGAGAGCGUGCGGGAGGCGGUGGGCCGCAGGGUGAAGCUGACCCUGAGGCGCAAAAUCCAGCUGGAGGUUAAAGGUGACAAGGUGGAGAACAGAGUGCUGGCAUUGGCGUCACAUCGAGCCUAUCUGCUGACAGCACGGGUGCCUUCUAAGGUUGAGCAAUCUUUCAACUACUUGGACAUUCAGGGAAUAAGCAGCAACAAGCCCACUCAGCUGGUUUUAGAGCAUGAGCGCGGGCCCUGGAGCCUCCGGCUGGGCUCGGUGGAGGAGGUGGAUGACGUGAUCGCUCAGAUCGGCAGCUGUAUUCAGAGGAUCUGUCCUGCCAGCUCACCUGUGAAGUUGAUGAGGAAGUUGAAUUUGAAGCCUCCUGAGAGGUUAACGGGUCUCCAGGCCGUCUGGAACGAGCAGAGCUCAGCUGAUUUAGGACCCUGUGGUGGCUUUUCUCAUCAGUACUGGUGUGUGUGUGACAGCUUGGGUCUACCAUACAGAGAGGAGGUCCAGUGGGAUGUUGACACCAUCUAUUUAAGUCAGGACACUAGAGAACUGAACCUGCAGGACUUUGUUCAUCUGGAGAACAGGGAUCUUGUGGCCAUAAUUGCUGUUCUGGAAUACAACCAGUGGUUUACCAAGCUAUCAACCAAAGACUACAAACUGUCUACAGAUGUGUGUGACCAGAUUUUCCGAGUUGUGGCCCGAUCCAGUCGCCUAGAAGAACUGGUUCUGGACAAUGCUGGACUCAAAAGUGAUUUUGCACAGAAACUGGCAGGCGCUCUGUCACACAACCCGUCCUGCACGCUGCACACACUCAGUCUGAGCAACAACUCCCUGGAGGACAAAGGUGUUUAUGCUCUGAGUGUUCAGCUAGCCAAACUGCCCAUGGGGCUAAACCACCUGAACCUCUCAAAGACCUCCAUGUCUCCUAAAGGUGUGAACAGCCUCUGUCAGGCCCUGUGUGCCAAUCCUGUCAUCGCCUCCACCCUCACACAUUUGGACCUGUCCGGGAACUCCCUCAGAGGAGACGACCUGCAGAAUUUGCACAGUUUCCUGAGUCACCCAAACUGUCUCAAAACUCUGGAUCUGUCAAACAGUGACUGUUCCCUGGAGCUGGUGUGUACAUCUCUAUGCAAAGGAUCUUUGAAGCAUCUUGCUGUCCUUAACAUGUCAAAAACAGUCUUCUCUCACAGGAAGUGUAAAGAAAUCCCUCCGUCCUUUAAGCAGUUUUUCAGCAGCGCUCAGGCUCUGACUUCUGUCAGCCUCUCAGGAACCAGGCUGCCACUGGAGGCUCUGAAGUCGUUGUUGUUGGGCCUUGGUUGCAACCCAAACCUCAGCGAUGUCUCUCUGGAUCUCAGCAGCUGUGAGCUUCGUUCAGGGGGCUCGCAGAUUUUGGAGGGUUGCAUCGCAGAGAUCCCCAACAUUUCCAGUCUGGAUAUUUCAGACAACAGUUUGGACAUGGAUCUCACCACCCUUCUUGUGUGGCUGGCCAAGAACCGCUCCAUCAGACACCUAUCGUUGGGCAAAAACUUCAACAAUAUCAAAUCUAAAAAUGUUGCUCAGGUCCUGGAUAACCUGGUUCACAUGAUUCAAGAAGAAGAGACACCUUUGACUUCACUGUCCCUCGCUGAUUCCAAGCUGAAGGGCGACCUCUCCAUCAUCCUUAAUGCUCUCGGGAGCAACUCCUCCUUGAUCAAGCUGGACAUCAGUGGAAACUCCAUGGGAGACAUGGGAGCCAAGAUACUGGCCAAAGCCCUGCAGAUCAACACCAAGCUGAGGACCUUAAUGUGGGACAGAAACAACGUCAGCCCCCAGGGUUUACAGGAUGUAGCUGCAGCUUUGGAGAAGAACUACACAAUUCGAUUCAUGCCUGUUCCAAUCAUGGAUGCCGCUCAGGCACUGAAGGCCAAUCCAGAUAAGACGGAGGACGCCUUACUAAAGAUGGAGCAGUACCUGCUGAGGAACCACGAGACGCGUAAAUACCUCCAGGAGCAGGCGUACAGAUUGCAGCAGGGAAUAGUCACCACCACCACACAGCAGAUGAUGGACACGAUGUGCGUGAGGGUCCAGGAUCACCUGAACUCUCUGAGGUUCUCAGAGGCCAACUCUGUUCAGGAAGACAUGAAGCUGGCAGAAAACCUCAUGAAGGACGCAAAGAACUCUAAAACUCUGCUCCCCAACCUGUAUCACUUGAAGAGUCGGGAAUCCAGAGUGGCGUUUGUCGCAGCCAUCCAGGAUAAACUGGAGUCAAUGGCUGGUGAGGUGGCGAGCGUGAUGGACGAGCAACUGCAGACGAUGCUGGUGUCUAUGGUUGACGCUGCGGAAGGGCUUUGUCCUCAUGUGAUGAAGAGGAGCGGCCUUCGUCAAGAGCUGCUCAAGGCUGGUUUAGGGAGGAUGACCGUCCCUCGCAGCUUCGUCACCAACACACUCCUGGAACAGUCUGGUGUGGACAUCAUCAACAAAAUCAGUGAAGUGAAGCUCGGUGUGGCGUCCAUUCUGUCUGAUCGCAUUGUUGAUGAGAUCCUGGAGUCGCUAUCAAGUUCCCAACACGUACUGGCCGACCACCUGAUCAGAAAGGAGCAUCCUCUGUUACGACACGAACCCCAGAUGGAGCUAGAAGUCGUGGACGAGACGGUUCUACAGCCAGAGAACCACGAGCACAGUCAGAAACAGGAUCAAGAUAAGAAACCCAGAGUCAACGAUGUGGACCCCUGCAUGAUGACGCCUAAAUCCAAGAGGAAAAGCAUCCUCGUCAGAAUGCUGCGGCCUAUUUCUGUGGCAUUCGAGAUGGAGUUUGACUUGGACAAAGCUCUUGAGGAGGUCCCGAUCCACGUUGAGGACCCACCUCUCCCUUCUCCUCCUCCACAAGCAUCAGACAGGAUGUCGUAUUGCGGGGACAUGCCUCCCCCUCCCACUCCCUCAGACGGGAACUCGGUGUAUUUGGGAGAGCUGCCACCGCUGGAGCACAAAACCCUGGAAAAUUGCACCAAAUCCCGACCAAAGCCAAAGAAGAGAACAAAACCCAGCAGAGCGCCACGACAGGCCGCUAAGAGCUCAGCGCCACAUGAAGCAGAGCAGAAUAACCCGAUGGGAAACCUGGAUGAGGGUCUGGAUGACUUCUUCUCCAGGACCGUUGUUAAACUCAGCUUUAGACUUCCUUCGAUAAAAAGUCCUUCAAUAGCCACGCCCGAAUCAGGAGACAAAAAACGGGAAUCCAGGAAGAGUGGCUUCUUUAACCUCAUCAAAGCCAAAGCUACCCGCUCUGACAAGAGCCACGGGGCUUCCUCCGUUUCACCCCCUCCGCCAGCGCACCGCAACGCCGCCACGCCCGCUUCCACCACCAGCCCAGUGACUGAGGAGGCUCCACCUACAUCUCCAACGCUACCCGCAAAAUCUCCAGCUGUGCCAGAGCACCAUCAGGAGGCCCACAGGACGCAGACCCUGAACCACACCGAGCCUGAGACGGAGGCGCCUCUGAUUGUGACUGAGCCUGCAGAGGAGCAGAAAGACGUCCCAAAGAUGGAAAAUAAGGAGAACCCGGAGAAGAAAGAAAGCCCUCCAAAAAAGGAGAACACAGAAAAGAAGGAGAACCCAUACAUGCACCGCCACAUUGGUGUUCCUGUGAUGGGAAAGGAUCUGCUGGCUGAGAUGAAGGCUAGGCAAGAACGAACGAGGCAGGACAAAAUGGCCGAAAAGAAGUCCGAUUCACCUUCAGUCCCGGACAAAGUGGACCCAGAAAAACAAAAGUCAGACGUCCAUCCCGCGGUCUCCUCAGACCCCGAGGACUCCAAACCUGAGCCGAUUCCCAGGUCCAAACCCCCGAGCGUCACCCCUAAACCAGUCCCACCCCACGCUGCUAAAGCCCCGCUGGUUUCUCGCACAUCGGGGCCCCUGAGUCCAACCAGUCCCAGGCCAUGCAGCAUAGCCGUCCCUGAUGAUGCUGUAGAGGCUCCGGCUGGCAGUUUGUCUCCCAAAGCGCCACUUCCUGCUCCCCGUCUGAAGAGGGCACGGUCGGAGCAAGACCGAGAGAGCACAAGCAGCAGCUCUGCAGGACUCCUGUCUCCACUGGAGGGUGAGUUUCCUGCAGAUGGGGACACUUUCGACCAGCCCAGCGUCACAGGUGCAGACUCUGGCGCCAGCAGCCGACAGUGGUCAUCUCUGAAGCGCUCGUCCAGUCUGCCGCCUACCAUCGAGGAAGAACGCGAGCGCACCAAGUCCCUCCCGAGCUACGUGAGGCUCCCAUCUCAGACAGACACAGAUCUAAGUCCAGCUGACAGCGAGAGUUCGGCUUUGAGCUCUGACCUCAAGUCUGACAACAAAUCUGAGGACGAGUCCGGGGACGACGCUCCUUCGAUGUGAUUCCAGCAAGAUUUCGGCCUUUUUUAGAUCUCGUUCCUCUAGUCUUUCAGCACAAGACAGAACAAAACAUGUAUGGCAUCAGUCACAUACAUGCAGGGUUUUCAUUUCUGUUUCAUUUUAAAGUUUUAGAACAGCACAUGGCAAAGAAAACUGUGAUAUUUUUUUACAAACUCGUACGUUAUCCAUUACCUUGACAGCUAAAAGCUAUAUUAGUUUUAAAAAGACCUUCUAGCCAGGUUUUACCUGGUGCACAGAACCAGUUUAUAGAAACAUUGCAUUGAAAAGCUCCUCUAACCCAAAGUACUGAGAAAAAAUAGAUCCGAAACAUAUUUUGAACAUAUAAAAAGCAAUUUUGAGCGUUCUCCAUCAUGUAACAAACCAUUCAUCCUGUUAAAACAGAUGAAUUGAAAGAAAAUGAAAAGAUUUUGUUACAGAGAUUAUCAAAACUCCACAUUUUGUAUUUUUGUAAUUUAAAUAACACCCUUCAACUCCAAGAUGACUACUGUUGCAUGUUGUCCUCAACUUUGGUCUUGGCAGUGAAACAUUGGGAUAUUCCAGAAUCUCUAGCUGUGUGUUCAUGGGAUUUAUUUCUAGAGAUUAUUUUUUCUGAUUACUUCUGCAUAUGAUCCCCACACAUAGACUUAAUAAUUCUGUGCCGGUACAUUAUGUUAUCAAUCACCCAGGUUCUUGCAUUUUUAGUUUUGUUGAGUCUUUGGGCUUAUAUAAACCAAAAUGCAAUGUCUGUCUUUUACCUUUGGGAUGGACUAUUUUUCUAUUCAUAAUCUAUUCUUGGAUGAAACUCUUAGAGUUUUAUCUGGGCAUGAAAUCAUGUCAAACUGUAACGUUUCGUUUAUAUCAUUGCAACACUGACCUUCCUGCUGACACAAGUUCACAAAUGUUUCCUAUGAAAAAAAAAACAUGGGAUCAAAUGUAAAAGUUAGUUGUUUUUUUUAUCAACACUGCUGCUUUGUCCUCACAAUAAAAUUCAUUGUUAUGACUUACAUCCUAAUGACUUACUGCUGCACUUAUCUAUGUAUCAUACUUCUAUGUAAAUAUGUAUUAAUGUUUGUUUGGGGUUUCUGUUUAGUGAAUAUAUAUGUUUAUUGUUUUAGGUUAUGUUAACGUGAACAAUUAUUGAUGCAACUUGGUGAUGGUUUUAAUUUUACUGGGAGAUUAUAUAUUACAGGGAUUCUUGUUUAUAAUUUCUGUUUAAAAUGGAUUUUAAUGGUUAUGUAAAUUGUUGCAUUAGCCUGGAAAUGUGACUUCAAACUGUCAGAUGUUUGUCUUUGUAUUUCUUUAGUUUUUGUUUCUAUCAAUAAAAUGAGUUGUUGGUCACAUUCCACUCCCUCUCUCCUCA